Molecule: messenger RNA, 3692 nt
Organism: Hyalella azteca
Lineage: Eukaryota; Metazoa; Arthropoda; Malacostraca; Amphipoda; Hyalellidae
Exons: 7
Coding region: 93-2180 (695 amino acids)
Source: RefSeq, a predicted model, not a curated record
GUUGAUUUAAUUCCAUUGCUGUAGGAAAAACUAUUUCUUAUGUUAUCAUUGACUGUGUUUGUGUGUGGCAGUAGACCAGGCUAGGGAACACUAUGAGAAUGAGGGUCAUACGGAGCUUGGUGUUUGCGAGUGUAAGUGUCAUGAGUUUCUUUGUUAUUCUUUCAAUGCUUACAAACACCACUCCAGCAUCUCCUACGGCCCUGCACUCUCUGGUGACUCACACUCAUAACCACUUGAACCAUCUGCAGAACAACAUCAAGGAAGAAUUUGAGAGUCUGGUAUCUGGUCCAGAUCCAGAAGUUCUGCAGCAACUUGGUUUUGUUGACAAACCCGUCCUGUACCCACACACAAACUGGACCAACCUCACGACACCUGUUAUAGUCACUGCUGUAUCCAGCUCUGAGAUUGAAGCUGUUGAAAAUGUUGUGGGAGUUGCAGCUCAAGUUUGUCCUGAGGCCAACAUCCUCAUCUACACGCUGGACCUGUCUACCAAGGAGACAGCUCUUGUAGAGCUGCUCUGCAACGAUACAUGUUCUGUGGUGGCCUUUGACUUCUCCAUCUACCCGAGUCAUGUCAAGAACUGGCGCCUUCAGGCCUACCGCCCCAUUAUCAUCCAGGAGCUGUUGGUCAGAGCAGGAGCCGUGCUAUGGCUAGACCCGACCAUCAGACUCGUGGUCACGUCUUCUCCUGACACAGAGCCGCGAUCUCGAGUAAACAUGAGCGCUUCAUUUGCCUCAGGAGCUGCGAGCGGACAAGUGAACUAUCUCUUCGCCAGCCCUACCAGGGACAAGACUGGGAAAAAACCGGCAUGGGGGGAAAGAAGUCCUGGUAAAAAACCAACAUCUAGUAUUAAUAACUCUUCUGCAUUUCCGAAGGUAGAAGAAAAAACUUUUAUUGAGUUUCUGGACAUUAACGCUAAUGAGUCGGGACUACAGGCUGUAUACCCGGCUGAUCAAGCAGCUCUGCUCAACAUUCCCAACCGUUAUGUGCCUGUUGCUGGCAGGUCUAAAGCAUCAAAUAAUAAUCACUCUGAGUUUGUGGCGUUGACUGAUCAAGAAGUGUCGGGUCAUGGCAGAUCGCUUCUUACAGUGACCUUCAAUGACAUGAACAACAAGAACCCUCAUCAACGACGGUCUAAAAUAACCAAAACUUCAGUCCGCAAAAAGCGGUCAUCACUGUACAAAGAAAAUACAGUUGUUGAUGUGACUAAAUCUGAGCAUAAUCAUGAUUUGAACGAAGUUUCCAAGGACGAAAUUUUGGUUGAUGAGACAGUGAAUUCCCUGACAAAUCAUAUGCCUAUCCAUAAAACUGGACUGGAUCAUCUGAAAAAUGAACUAGGAACCGUGUUGGAGACAGAUGUUCUGCACAAUAUCAACAUUGAUCAAAUCCCCAUGCCUGCAACGGAACAAAGCGUCAAGCAGCCAAUAUUGAACAGCUCACAGCAACGUGGCACAUUACUGGAAAGCCUGCACAUAAACGAGCUUUCUUAUGCCUCACCGAAACAUUCCUAUGCAUCAUUGAGAAGUACACGUCUGGACGAAGUAUCGGAGGACGACUGCCUGCUGGGUGCGUGGCGACAUGAGGCUCUUCUGCAGCGUGGGGUGCUAGCCUGGCAGUUCUCUGAUCCUCUAAUGGGGCGUCUGCCCACCGCAGCCCUCACCCACCCCAGCAUGUUCUCUGCCAUGCACACCCGCAAGGAGCUCUAUGACUUCCAUCAGAUGAGCGACGCUGGCGCUGUGCUGCUCUACAACACAGAGUCUGUCCACCGGCACCUCAUGAAGCCUUGGCUUAUGUGCAGCCUCUCGUCCCACUGUGUACAGCCCAUAGGGGCCCAGGACACGGGCUGCAGGUUCGACAAGAAGCCUCUGUUCAGGUACUCUGGUUGCCACCUGUACGACGCGUCCGCUUUUAACGUAGCGUUGGGCCUCAUGCUGGGUCCCCACAACCACCCACACCAGCCCACCUCGGCUGUCAUUUUCACUCGCGUUCCCCCCACCCCCGCUCCCGGAUCAGACAUGGGUGAUAUUUCCCCCUCCCCUCAAUACACGGAGCCCCCCGUCUCAAACAUCAGACAUUUGCACCGUGGAACACCCAGACGGUGGCCGCUGUCUUCGUCCCCUCCUCUGCGUAACCACAGCGCUGCUGGCAGUGCAGUUGUAGUUGCUGGGGCCGGGAGUUAGCGAGUGUUAUUUGUUAGCCGGUCUGAGUUGGCUUUAGUGGCAGUGGUGGUUGCGGCAUUGUGAGGUGGAGUUUAAAUAAUGGCACAAAAUUGUAGCUUAAUAUUUAUUUGCCAAGAUCGUGUCGUCUUGUCACGCGAAGGACGGUAGACUUGUUUGUCUGAGCUAUAUUAUCUAUUGAGAAGGCUAUUAAUUCUCAGUAAUAUUAAAGAGAAAAAAAGACAGCUGUCUUUGCACCCAAAUGGGGGCGGAUAAGCGAUAGUCUGAGGCGGCGAUCCAUCGUGGCCGGGGACUGCUACGUCCGAAACAUAUACUAAGGAUAUUAAGCCUGCAUGGUAGCCGUAGGGCUGCUUCUGAACAAAUGUCCUCAAGUACCAAUGAGUAGAAUGAAUAAGGUUAUUAAUUUUAUAACCUAAGUUAUGAAGACAAGAGCUUUACAUGUCAAAGUAGAGAACUAGGACUGUAUUCGUGUAUAUGUGUUUUGUGUGCGUGGCUCAUGAGAAUGGCUAACUAGAUGCCAUCGUAGUGUUAAUUUAUUAGCACUCUAUGAGAGUACAAACUUGUCUGCAGCCGCUCUCUAUAGCACAAAAAAUCCCAAUUUGGCAAAGAAAUUCGUGUGCGUUUAUUAGUAAUCCAAGAAAAUGCCGGUGCUAUCUAUUUAUUGCGGGCAAAUAUUUUCAGUGUUAACAGAAAUUAUAUAUUACAACAAAUUAUUUUGUUGAAUACGCACGGGAUUGUUAAGUGUGGCCUAGUGUGCUCAUGGAGGCAAUAGGAAGCUAACGACGAGAUCAAUUUCUGGUGUCCUCAUUCUAGUCUCUGCAUCGGCCAUCGCUGCUGCUAAGCUUCCAGUUCACUAGUCAAAGAUAACAGAGAGACAUUCUUCUUGUCUCGGGAAGUUGUUUACAAUCUGAUGUUUGCUGAGAAGCGCUAGUCUGAGAAUCAUCUUGACAGUUAGAUUUCUCUCAUUGGCCACAAAAUUCAAGAACUACCAAUGGAAUAUGUGUAAUUAUUUUUCUUAUUGAUGUUAAAAUAUUUCGGUUUAUCGUUCAGUGGCAAUACUGCACAAUUAGUUUAAGAUUGGUUAAACUCAGUUUAUCCUUAGAAUUUUGGGUAUAAAUGUGCUAACUUGCUGUACGUUUAUUCUUUAUUGUGACCGAUGGCUAUCAUCAAGUAAUAUCGGUCAGUGGUGCUACGAUGUAAGCAUAAAGAUUGGGCCUCAUCAAUUUUGAUGCUCACCAAUAACAGUGUCAUCAAUCUUGCAGCUCAUUGAAGUCAGCAUUUGUCCUCAAGUCUCAUCUUUGUGCUGACAUGCUUGUGUGUCAGAACCUAAGCUGACAAUGACUUGCCUGAGAUGGGAGAUAUAUUUGCGGCCGCUAUUCUCAUGGUAAUUCAUUUUCUGUCAUUCUUUUAUUGUGAACUAGCAACCUUUCCCUGAAGAAAUAUCAUCAUACCCAAUCAAAAUUUUAGUUAAAUUUCAACUGCAUAUCCCUGAGCGACAGCAUCAGUUUCUUUGAU